GAACUUACCAGACUGUUCUAGCUGUUUUAUUACUUGCCUUUACCCACUUAGUCAUUAUGUCCACAUUACUGACGAAUAUUUAUCAGAAAUCUCAUGUUAAUAUUUUGUAAAAGUACCAAUGGUCAACCCUACAUUAUCGUUGCAAUAUCGAUAUCAAGUCUCUCUGCAGAGCUUCACCCAUCUGCUAUCAACUAUGUCUACUCACACCGGCGUUCUGCUUCUCAUCACUCUUUGGGCCUCCAUGGAGGAUGGUUUUGGUCUACCGGUGAUAAAACAUCUGGAUGUGGAGGCCGGUGACGGCGUCCCAACACAGAGAGUGAGGACCAAGCGCUGCGCCUGCAGUAGCCAGCUGGACUCGGAGUGCCACUACUUCUGCCACCUGGAUAUCAUCUGGGUCAACACGCCCAGUAAGACAACAGUUUAUGGGCUGGGCAGCGCUCUGUCCCGACGCAGACGGUCCACUGGUCGCUGCACCUGUGCCAACCCUGAAGAUCAAACCUGCACCAGCUACUGCCAACACAGUCCUGAAAUCACCUCCCCAAAGAGAUCUGUGAAGAGACUCGACAUACUCAGCAUCCUACGAGCUGCGGCCAGCAGGUCCAAGAGAGCUCUGGAUUCAGACAGAGACGAGUCCUCUCACGAGAGGAAGAACGCUCGCUGAACAAUGUGCCAGCUGAGUGAUAGUGAGAGAAAGAGAGCGGCGAGCACCUGAACAAAUGGCCCUCCUUUGAUAGAGAGGUGGCAAACAAAGGGCUGCUGAAAGACGGACGCAGGAAGGCCCGAAGCGCCACAAAGACGUCUGUUUGUACCUGUGGAAUAAGAGGGUGGAAAAUGUGACAGAGAGUUCUACAAACACAUCAUGGAAACAGAUGUGGAGAAUCAGCUCCGAGAGGUGAUACUAGCAUGAUAAGAGAGCGCUGCAGUGCCUGUGGUCAUGUUUGACUCUAACAGUUAGAUCAAUUGUCACACUGUACAGAGAGACCAGGCCAACACUGUCAUAGGAGACACAGAAGAAAAGGAACAUGCAUACAGUAUAUACUGUAAACACAUGACUUUCUCACAUACAUGGCAUGUUUUUACUCAUUCUUUUGUAAAAUGCCUUUAUUUUCUUUUAUGGAUCAACAGAUUUAUUUUAUCAUUAUGAUGUACUUUAGGGAUACAUGUUGAGUAUAAAGGAUAAUUGUGUGCAAAAGUGUAAAGCAAAUCAAAUAGAAUUGAAUCAAGCCUGUAUCUUAAUAUCUGUCUGUCAAAGUUUUUGAAUGUGAAGAUAAAUUGUAAAAAUGACCCUCAUCUUGUUUUGGUCUUAUUUUUCCUUAUUUAUGACCUUCUCUGUUUGCUUCAGGAAGGCACACUGUGUAAAGUAAAUCAAAGAAACUAUAUGUGAAGGAUAAUGUGAGGGAAAAUAAAUCCUCUUAAGCGGCAUGUGUGAUUCAAUUGUGUGACAAGCAAACACAUUUCUGAGUUCAAAAGGAGGCCUGAGACGGAUGAAUGGUCCAGGAAUUCAAGGCCCACAUUAAUAAUAAGUUCACCUGCUAGUCAAAGGGAGCACGGCCGGUGUUAUCAUAAGGAUCUGUGGAAAGAAUGCAGCAUUUUGUUACUUUGCUCGGGGGGCGAGAGAGAAGAACAAAAUGCCCUGUCACCCCGUGUUCCUUUCUGAUUGCCUGCGCCGUACAUACCGUCCACGCAUACCUGGAUAUGUGCAGACGAAAGCUGGAGAAAACAAGAGAUGAUUCCUCUGUCAACUAGUGAAUAAAGCUGCAGCGAACUGACCUGCUUUUUGCUGGAGAGACCCCCUGCAGCCAUCUCUUGGAAACAGGCCUGAGCACAACCACAGCCUGGCUUCAUAUAGGCUGCAGGCAUCCUCCGUCUAACACAGUUAUGCAAUUCUCAUACUUCAGUCAGAAGUACAUUUUUACACGAUUGUUUAAAAUGAUUCACACGGAACCAGGCUAGCUGUUUGCCCCUGUUUCUAGUCUUUAUGCUAAGCUAAGCCUACAGC
Messenger RNA from Sebastes umbrosus (honeycomb rockfish), 1999 nucleotides. Its product is annotated as endothelin-3. Gene Ontology annotation, biological process: regulation of systemic arterial blood pressure by endothelin; vein smooth muscle contraction; regulation of vasoconstriction. The coding region runs from base 119 to 661 and encodes 180 amino acids. The record is from RefSeq and is a predicted model, not a curated record. Gene Ontology annotation, cellular component: extracellular region. Gene Ontology annotation, molecular function: hormone activity; endothelin B receptor binding. NCBI's taxonomy places the organism in Eukaryota, Metazoa, Chordata, Actinopteri, Perciformes, Sebastidae. The transcript has 6 exons.